Messenger RNA from Phanerochaete carnosa HHB-10118-sp, 2481 nucleotides. RefSeq lists its product as uncharacterized. Gene Ontology annotation, biological process: L-tryptophan biosynthetic process. The transcript has 3 exons. Bases 78 to 2348 code for a protein of 756 amino acids. The record is from RefSeq and is a predicted model, not a curated record. Lineage: Eukaryota; Fungi; Basidiomycota; Agaricomycetes; Polyporales; Phanerochaetaceae.
AUUGGCUCUUGUACUGCUAACUGCUCUUAAUCUCUCUUUAACAUCUAGAUGCUUUGGACCUCCACAUCCCGCUCACUAUGAUCCCGGACACACCCAGGAUCUUGCUGAUUGACUCGUAUGAUUCGUUCACGCACAAUUUGGCUGCUUUAUGUCGGCGCUCUAUUCCUGGAUGUAUCGUCCAUAUUAUCAAGAACAACACUAUCCCUUUCUCCGAUUUGAGUUCGGUCCUCGACCAGUUUUCCGCCGUCAUCGUCGGACCCGGCCCAGGCUCACCUGACAGGCACGAGGAUAUCGGCAUCGUUAGGAACAUCUGGAAGCUUGACGAGGCACACAUCCUCCCUGUCUUCGGUGUCUGUCUUGGGCUGCAAAGCCUCGCCAUAGAAUUCGGAGGAACGCUGAAGCGCCUGGCUGUCGUAAAGCAUGGGCAGAUUUCCACCAUCCUUCACGAGGGCAGUGAAAUCUUCAAGGGCGUGGGACCAGUGGAGGCUGUCCGGUAUCAUUCUCUGCACGUCUCCCUCAACGGCGACGAACCUCUGGAAGCCCUCGCAUGGGCAGACGAUGACGAAGAGAAUGGACGCGUCCUCAUGGCCGCUAAACACACCUCCAAACCUUUCUGGGCUGUGCAGUACCAUCCCGAGUCUGUAUGUACCUCCGGCGGCGGCGGCGAAGUCAUCCGCAACUUCUGGAGGCUCUCGAAACUUUGGUCAACUAUCAACAGUCGGGAGGUACAGCCAUGGAGUGAAGCUACCGAAAGCCUGGUUGGCCGCCCUUGGCCGCACAUUCAUACCAUUCCAUCUUCUCGCUCACCAUCUCCGAACAUCACGUGUAACCUCACGACCCACAUACUGGAAUGUCAAAGUGUCUCUAUCCCUAGACUGUGCGAGGUCCUGGGAGUUGAAGAAGAAUCUUCGGAUUUCGUUCUGCUCGACUCGGCCGCACAGCCAGGCCACUACACGAUCAUCGGCUGUCUUCACUCCUCGAGCCCCAGGAUCACAUACCGAAUUGGCGAGCCUCAUGUUCGCGUCACAACAGACGGCGUCGAGCGUCUGGAGGAUGUGGGUAAAGAUGUCUGGACGUGGCUCGCGGCUUUCAUGCAGCCUCGGAAAGUGCGAGGUGGCGGCGAGAAAGAUGUCCCGUUCUGGGGCGGACUUAUCGGCUUCUUGAGCUACGAGCUCGGUGUGGACUCCCUCUGCCCUUCCCUGCAUCCGCGCUUGGUCGCCGAACAUGCUCAGCAUCCGGACGUCAACCUUGUCUUUGUGGAGCGGAGCAUUGUAUUGGACACAAGGGCUGGACGGGUCUACAUACAGUCUCUGUUACAUGAUGACGAGGAAUGGCUGUCCACCGUCGCUGCGCUCGUGCGACAUGUGGCACUUAUCCAAGUACCUGCGGAGGACAGCCCUGGCCGGAAAAGAAGAAAGAUGUUCCAAACACGGCCAACAGUCGUCCUCCCCGCCAAAGACACCUAUAUCGAGCGUAUCCGUCGGGCGCAAGACUACCUCGCUUCCGGUGACUCUUACGAACUCUGUCUGACUGCGCCAACGCGGAUCUCAGUGUCCGCGACCGCUGGCGGCGACCCCGGACGCUCAACAUCCUGGGACCUGUACAAGACAUUGCGCAGGCGUAACCCUGCGCCCCACUCUGCCUAUCUCAGGCUUCACCCUUCAACGCUUCUGGGUUCAUCUCCAGAACGCUUCCUGUCCUUUUCGCGGCCACCCGCGGGUGUAUGCCAACUACGACCGAUCAAGGGAACUGUGCGUAAGGCACCAGGUAUCACACGAGCUGUCGCAGAACAAAUGCUUGCCGGCAGCAUCAAGGAGGUGGCUGAAAACCUCAUGAUUGUAGACCUGAUACGCCACGACCUGCACGGGGUCGUUGGGGACGACGUGGUGGUGCCGCAAUUUUGCGGUGUGGAAGAGUACGGGACGGUGUGGCAGCUUGUGAGCGUCGUGGAGGGACGGCUUCCCAUAGGAACAGAACUUGAUGACGGGUUCGAUCUUGGGUGGGAUGUCUUACGACAGAGCCUGCCUCCCGGGAGCAUGACGGGCGCACCAAAGAAGCGUAGCGUGGAAGUUCUAGCGUCGCUAGAAAUGGAGCCGCGGAACGUGUACUCUGGUGUCUUUGGCUACUGGGACGUCGGUGGCGGCGGUGACUGGUCGGUCACGAUCCGCAGCUGUUUCAAGUACGCCUCCGCAGAACGUGCGCCCGGCGACGGUGUGGCGCAGACGGUGGUGGAAUGGGCUCUCGGUGCCGGGGGCGCCAUCACUGCUCUGUCAGAUCCAGAGGCUGAGUGGGAGGAAAUGAUAGCAAAGGUGGAAAGCGUCCUGCCGGCGUUCAGCGCCGCGGCAUGACCUGCGGUUGCCAAGUGUGUAAAUGGGCGCAGAUCGGCCUCAUCGUCGAGCUCUGUGUUUCCUGUCCUGUACCCAGCCUGCGUUCAACUGCAGUGCGAUGCAUGUAUUCUCGUAUGCAACUACUGGGAUUUGC